AACAAGUUUACAGACUUCUGUUUCAGAGCCGUGGGGGACAGAGCAGCUUUGAGCGGAGAGAAACCAGAAGCACCUGCAGACACAUUUGCCUCUUUGGGCACAACUUUUUUUUCCAUCUUCUUAUGAGACUGGUCAGUACCUCUACCUCUUUGACUUUUGGCGCUGUUUUGUGAACUUUUUAUGUGCCUGUGAGUGAACACUAAAAGCCGCCUGAAUGUAUAACAUGAUGGAAACCGAGCUCAAGACCCCGCUCCCGCAGUCCAACUCGGGCUCGGCGCCGGGCGCUAAAAACAACAGUGCCAGCGACCAGGAGCGGGUGAAGCGGCCGAUGAACGCCUUCAUGGUGUGGUCCCGGGGACAGCGGAGGAAGAUGGCUCAAGAAAAUCCCAAAAUGCACAACUCUGAAAUCAGCAAGCGGCUCGGUGCUGACUGGAAACUUCUGACCGACGCUGAAAAGAGACCAUUCAUCGACGAGGCCAAGCGUCUACGCGCAAUGCACAUGAAGGAGCAUCCGGAUUAUAAAUACCGUCCCCGCAGAAAGACCAAGACCUUGCUCAAGAAAGACAAGUAUUCUUUGCCGGGGGGACUGUUGGCGCCAGGAGCCAACGCCGUCAACAACUCGGUGUCGGUGGGGCAGCGGAUGGACGGUUACGCGCACAUGAACGGGUGGACAAACAGUGCGUACUCCCUCAUGCAGGACCAGUUGGCCUACCCUCAGCAUCACAGCAUGAACAGCCCCCAGAUCCAGCAGAUGCACCGAUACGAGAUGGCAGGGCUCCAGUACCCGAUGAUGUCCUCGGCGCAGACUUACAUGAAUGCGGCGUCCACGUACAGCAUGUCUCCAGCGUAUACGCAGCAGACCAGCAGCGCCAUGGGACUCAGCUCCAUGGCGUCCGUGUGCAAGACCGAGCCGAGCUCACCACCGCCGGCCAUCACGUCCCACUCUCAGCGGGCGUGUUUGGGGGACCUGAGGGAUAUGAUAAGCAUGUAUCUGCCUCCCGGCGGGGACAGCGCAGAACAUUCCUCCCUGCAGAGCAGCCGGUUACACAGCGUCCAUCCGCACUAUCAGAGCGCAGGGACUGGCGUCAAUGGGACGCUACCUCUCACCCACAUCUGAGAGGAAGAAAAAGACUUCAAACUCUUAAAAAAAAGUACUUCGGAUACUUGAACUUUUUUUUGGUUGCUAAAGAAACAACGUUCAACAGUUUUGUUCAAAAAACAAUUUUAUCUCAAUAUCUCUUUGAGUUGUCCAUUUUUUAAAAUGAAUUUGAAAUGGACUGAACGUUGAGCCCAUCAGAGUUAAUUGCAUUGCAAAGAGGCUUUUUAUCACAAGUAUAAGCAAUCAACUUAUGUAGAAGAAUUGGACUUCUAUAUUUUAAUUAAUGCCAUAUUUUCUCUCUAUGAAAAGGCAUGUGGCCUCAUUAAGAGAGGCUGGUGUAUUUCAGAAAAGCUGGAUGGAAAAGUUGGUUCAUAAAUGUUUACA
Plectropomus leopardus (leopard coralgrouper) is the source of this 1483-nucleotide messenger RNA. It is a transcript of the gene sox3, whose product is annotated as SRY-box transcription factor 3. The record is from RefSeq and is a predicted model, not a curated record. Gene Ontology annotation, biological process: neuron differentiation; brain development; positive regulation of transcription by RNA polymerase II. NCBI's taxonomy places the organism in Eukaryota, Metazoa, Chordata, Actinopteri, Perciformes, Serranidae. Gene Ontology annotation, cellular component: nucleus. Gene Ontology annotation, molecular function: RNA polymerase II cis-regulatory region sequence-specific DNA binding; DNA-binding transcription activator activity, RNA polymerase II-specific.